CAUUUUCUAAAAAUAAAUAAAAAAAAAAACCCAAUCCGCGUGCCUAUAAAUAAAACCCUACACUAACCAGUGUCACUCUCUUGUGUCAUUUCCAAAAUUCCAACGAUUUCGAAAUCGGAGUGCGAGGCUUGUGCUUCCUCCUUCUCCUCCUUCUCUGGGUUUCCACUGUGCCGAUGACUUUUCUUCUCACAAAGGCAUCGUCAUCAUCCAUUGUGGGCUUCCAGUUCCGCCGCCAUUGCUCCUCCUUCAUGAGCCGCCGCAGACUCUGGUGUUCCUGGGAUUUCUUCUUCCGCCACUGGACUUGACUCACCCCAUUUUUAGGGUUGUUUAAAUUUUUCACGCUCAUUAUUUGCUGCUUAUUGCUUUUCCUUCUUCUUCUUGUUGGUUUGGUUUGCUGCUACGGACACAAAUUUCACUGUUGGUGAGGAAGUGUUGUUGGAUUCCGGUGUUGUUGUUGUUGGUUAAGGUCGUUCGUUAGUUUCUGAAGCACUUCCUCUUUGGGUUUUUUGUUUUGUUGUUUUUUGCUUUUUUUUUCUCCUUUCAAUGGCCGAUACAAAAUUGAUUCCAGGGUUUCGUUUUCAUCCCACUGAUGUUGAGCUGAUUAUGUACUUUCUGAAGAGGAAGAUCCUCGGUCGAAAGUUCCCUUUUGAUGUCAUUGCUGAACUUGACAUUUACAAGUAUGCUCCGUGGGAUCUUCCAGAUAAGUCUGUGCUCAAAACUGGGGAUUUGAAAUGGUACUUCUUUUGUCCUCGUGGAAUGAAAUAUUCCACUGGAGGGAAGCUGAACAGGGCUACGGAAUUUGGGUACUGGAAGACUACUGGGAAGGACAGAUCAGUUGAGCACAAAAAUCAGGUUGUGGGGAUGAUAAGAACCCUGGUAUUUCACAUCGGCAGAGCCCCUAAGGGAGACCGAACUGAUUGGGUUAUGCACGAGUUCAGAAUUGAACACAAGGACCUGGCUGACAAAGGCAUUCCGCAGGAUUCCUAUGUAAUUUGUAGGGUAUUCCAAAAGGAGGGCCCUGGACCCAGGAAUGGUGCACAGUAUGGAAAACCAUUUAAUGAGGAAGAUUGGGAUGAAGAUGAGGAAAUUGACAGUAAACAAUCUAUGCCUGUUGCUACUACAUCUGCUCCAGGUCCUGUUCUACCCACUGCAAGUCUUGUUGCGGUUACAAAUGACAUGCAUACCUCUCCAAGUGUAUGCAUGGGACUGACCUCUGAAUUAUGUCUAUCAGGAUUAGUGCCCUCUUGCUCCACACAUCCUUCAGCUCCAAAUAAUCAAGUUGACAAGUUCAAAGAAUCUGAUAACACAAAUUACAUGCAUGCCUCUCCAAGUGGAUGCAUGGGGUUGACCUCUGAAUCAUGUCUAUCAGGAUUGGUGCCCUCUUGCUCCACACAUCCUUCAGCUCCAAACAAUCAAGUUGACGAGUUCAAAGAAUAUGAUAACACAUUAUCCGUGAAUGAUUACAAUGGAAAUGAGAAGGUUGAUCAUCCUGAUCUGGCAAAUAAUGCUGAAGGUGGACCUUAUCAAGAUCCAAAUGAGAUUUUUGGUGAACUAGGGGACCUUGAUAGCUUGCUUGGAUUGGGUGAAGCAGACCUUAGAGGAGACCCUUUUUCCCGUGGCCAGGAGGAUGAAUGUACUACAAACGAAAUGCUGUCUACGUCCUCGUGGUUUUGCGGUGAUGGAGACUUCUUGGAAUUGAUUGAUCUUGAUUCUUGAUCUGCCAUUGUUCUGGCAGACUAAACAAGGUGGAAGUUGGAGCCAAGAAAAUUGAGCAAGUAAUAACUAUUGCUGCAAGUACCUGAUGCGGAUUAUGAAAUGCCAUAGAUUCUCUUACUGUUUUCCGUUUAAGAACGCCUUAGGGUGGCAUAAGUUUUGUCUAUUUGAGCAUUAAUUUCUUGAACUAGCUAGCAUGUUGUCAUGCUGGAAACUAUGUCUCUGUUUUGAUUUAAUUCUUUUUAUGCAGGAGUUUCCCAAUA
Molecule: messenger RNA, 1976 nt
Organism: Lotus japonicus
Lineage: Eukaryota; Viridiplantae; Streptophyta; Magnoliopsida; Fabales; Fabaceae
Product: NAC domain-containing protein 82-like
Exons: 5
Coding region: 544-1716 (390 amino acids)
Biological process (GO): regulation of DNA-templated transcription
Molecular function (GO): DNA binding
Source: RefSeq, a predicted model, not a curated record